Molecule: messenger RNA, 828 nt
Organism: Suillus discolor
Lineage: Eukaryota; Fungi; Basidiomycota; Agaricomycetes; Boletales; Suillaceae
Product: alport syndrome
Exons: 3
Coding region: 72-782 (236 amino acids)
Source: RefSeq, a predicted model, not a curated record
GGAAGAGCUGAGCUACUAGCACAUAUCCGUUUCGUUCCUCGACCACCAUAUCUCUCCUUUCUUCCGAGCUAAUGGAAGGAGACAAAGCAGACAAGGUCGACAAUGUGUGCACGCCAGAGCACUGUUUUCGUGCUUUCGAUGCAUUGUACUGCGCGCUAACAUCUAGCGAGCAUAUCUCGCCUAAUUUUGCCGACGAUAAAUAUCCAUUAUUUGUGACAUGGAAUACCAGAUCAUCUCGCGCAGGCAGACCGCCCAGGCUGAGGGGUUGCAUCGGCAACUUCGAUGCCAUGCCUCUUAGGCAAGGUCUUGCAGAAUACGCAUUGAUCAGUGCAUUCAAAGACUCUCGUUUUCGGAAAAUAGAACGUCGAGAACUUCCGUCUCUCGAAUGUGGAAUAUCCCUUCUGACGGAUUUCGAAGACGCAUCGUCAUAUCUAGAUUGGACUGUUGGCACUCAUGGGAUCUACAUUAGCUUCCCGAAUCCAUCAUUAUACCCACCAUCUUCGAGCGCGCCUUCUCCUUUAUCUUCGUCAGCAUAUCUACCGCGAUUCAGCUCCAGAGACACUCUGACUGCGACAUAUCUCCCAGAUGUCAUACCUGACCAAGGUUGGGAUAAGGUUGAGGCUGUGGAAAGCGCUAUGCGCAAGGCAGGAUGGAACGGCGCCAUCACGGAAGAGACGUUCAGGACCGUGAAACUUCGACGAUACCAGAGCAAGCACUGUGUUGUUGGCUGGGAGGAGUUCGUCCAGUGGAGGAGGGAGAACGGUGAUGACGACAUUUCAUGAUUGAAUUUCAUGACCCAAAUCAGUUAGAACAUCGCAAUGUAUCACC